ACUGUAUAUGCCCAAAAAGUCGAAACUCGGGGCGUGACGAAGAUGAGCACCGCGAAGGCCGACGCCGAGAGCGACGCGGCUGUCAAGGCCAUCGCGAUCUCAAGCUCGACGCAUACUCUCGCCGACGGCAAGACGAUCCAUUACUCGGCGGAGCGCAUCAUCGGCAAUGGGUCCUUUGGCGUCGUCUUCCAGGCUGCGAUCGAAGAGACGGGCGAGGUCGUCGCCAUCAAGAAGGUACUCCAGGACAAGCGCUUCAAGAACCGCGAGAUGCAAAUCAUGCGCCAACUUCAGCACGACAAUAUCGUGCAGCUCAAGCACUGCUUCUACUGCAACGGAGAGAAGCCCGAUGAGCUCUACCUCAACUUGGUCUUGGAGUACAUCCCCGACACGCUGUACGGCGUCGCCCGCCAACUGCAGCGCAACAAGCAGUUCAUGCCGAUCUUGCACGUCAAGCUCUACAUCUACCAGAUCUGCCGAGCCCUCGGAUACAUUCACGCAAUGGAGAUCUGCCACCGCGACAUCAAGCCCCAGAACCUUCUUCUCAACCCACAGAGUCACGUCGUCAAGAUUUGCGACUUUGGCAGUGCCAAGAAGCUCCAGCCAAACGAACCCAACGUCUCGUACAUUUGCUCACGCUACUACCGCGCGCCCGAGUUGAUCUUUGGAGCGACGGACUACACGACGGCAAUAGACGUGUGGUCGCUCGGCUGCGUCUUUGGCGAGCUUCUCCUUGGCCAGCCGCUUUUCCCUGGCGAGAGCGGUGUCGACCAGCUCGUCGAGAUCAUCAAGGUGCUUGGUACGCCCGCGCGCGAGGAGAUCCAGGCCAUGAACCCCAACUACACCGAGUUCCAGUUCCCGCAGAUCCGCGCGCACCCGUGGUCCAAGGUCUUUCGCAGCCGGACGCCUGAAGAAGCCAUUGAUCUCAUCGCCAAGAUGCUUGCCUACGAUCCCGUCAAGCGCAUCAAGCCCUUGGAAGCCGCCGCGCACCCUUUCUUUGAUGAGCUCCGCCAAGAAGGCUUUGCGCUCCCGAACGACACGCCCGUGCCACCGUUGUUCAACUUUACGGCCGACGAGCUGAGGCACGUGGACAUGGCGACGCGGGAGCGACUGGUUCCCGAGCAUGCGCGCAACGACGUCAACUGGCCGGUUCAAGACGAUGGGUCCUGGCCGGACGCGCUAAAGGAGGCGAAGGAGCCUGUUGUCGAUGCUCCCGCGCAGCUGCCGACCGAGUGAAGUCGUCUCUGGAUAUUAGUGCAUGUCGAAACGAUGGAAGCUGCUGAUGGUACAAUGAAAAUUACAUACUGGGUUGCUAUAAAACUAUGGG
Molecule: messenger RNA, 1324 nt
Organism: Saprolegnia parasitica CBS 223.65
Lineage: Eukaryota; Oomycota; Saprolegniomycetes; Saprolegniales; Saprolegniaceae
Product: CMGC/GSK protein kinase
Exons: 8
Coding region: 43-1233 (396 amino acids)
Biological process (GO): protein phosphorylation; signal transduction
Cellular component (GO): cytoplasm
Molecular function (GO): protein serine/threonine kinase activity; ATP binding
Source: RefSeq, a predicted model, not a curated record